AUGAAUACGCAACAAGCGUCUCGCAGUACCACCUUGAUGUUCACCUCCAGCCUUGCGGCAAUCCACAACUUCUUUGAGCGUGAUAAUCGCCAUCACCAACUGAUAGUCAGCUCUCAUUUAUCAUUUCAGAUUCUGUUUUGUUUCUGUUUCUGUUUUUGCUUUUGCUUUUGUUUUUGUUCCACGCUGAGGUUCAUAUCCAUGCUUCUUCAAAAAUACGCGGAGACCUUCGAGGCUCACCAGGAGACCAAAAUGUUGAAUAACUUCAAGGCGGGUCAUCUGAGGAUUCGAUUUCACAAAUUGCACAAUUGUUGGUCCCAUAUGAGUGGGGAUUUUCCUGUUUUUGUGUGCUGGUUUGUCCAAACUGUUCCCAUCUGGCUUUGA
Molecule: messenger RNA, 381 nt
Organism: Candida tropicalis MYA-3404
Lineage: Eukaryota; Fungi; Ascomycota; Pichiomycetes; Serinales; Debaryomycetaceae
Exons: 1
Coding region: 1-381 (126 amino acids)
Source: RefSeq, a predicted model, not a curated record